Molecule: messenger RNA, 2238 nt
Organism: Melanotaenia boesemani (Boeseman's rainbowfish)
Lineage: Eukaryota; Metazoa; Chordata; Actinopteri; Atheriniformes; Melanotaeniidae
Gene: dnaja2a
Product: DnaJ heat shock protein family (Hsp40) member A2a
Exons: 9
Coding region: 74-1309 (411 amino acids)
Biological process (GO): response to heat; protein refolding
Cellular component (GO): cytoplasm; cytosol
Molecular function (GO): ATP binding; Hsp70 protein binding
Source: RefSeq, a predicted model, not a curated record
GCAAAACGUUUUCCACCGGCUUCUUCUCUUUGUCCAUCCUCCUCCCAGCUGAAGCAACAUCUACAGUAACACCAUGGCCAAUGUUGCCGAUACAAAACUAUACGACAUUCUUGGGGUGUCUCCGUCCGCAUCUGAAAACGAACUGAAGAAGGCUUACCGGAAACUGGCUAAAGAAUAUCAUCCAGACAAGAAUCCAAAUGCUGGGGACAAGUUCAAAGAAAUCAGCUUUGCCUACGAGGUCCUAACAAACCCAGAAAAGAAGGACCUUUAUGAUCGUUAUGGGGAACAAGGCUUGCGGGAAGGAGGCGGUGGAGGGAUGGACGACAUCUUCUCCCACAUUUUUGGUGGCGGACUCUUUGGCUUCAUGGGUGGACAAGGAAGUCGCUCCAGGAAUGGAGGUCGAAGGAGAGGGGAGGACAUGGUUCAUCCACUCAAGGUGUCAUUGGAGGACCUUUACAACGGAAAAACAACUAAACUACAGCUUAGCAAGAAUGUACUGUGUAGUACUUGUAAUGGGCAGGGAGGCAAGUCGGGUGCUGUUCAGAAAUGUACAGUGUGUAGAGGGCGUGGCAUGCGCAUCAUGAUCAGACAGCUGGCCCCAGGGAUGGUCCAACAGAUGCAGUCUGUGUGUACUGACUGUAAUGGAGAAGGUGAGGUUAUCAGUGAGAAGGACCGUUGUAAAAAGUGCGAGGGCAAGAAGGUUGUGAAGGAGGUGAAGAUUUUGGAGGUACAUGUGGACAAAGGCAUGAAGCACGGUCAGAAAAUCACUUUUGGAGGAGAAGCUGACCAGGCACCUGGCGUCGAGCCUGGCGACAUAGUUCUCGUUCUGCAGGAAAAAGAGCAUGAGACAUUCAGGCGAGAAGGCAACGACAUUUCCAUGAACCAUAAGAUCGGGCUAGUGGAAGCGCUGUGCGGCUUCCAGUUUAUGCUGAAGCAUUUAGAUGGAAGGCAAAUCGUCGUCAAGUACCCUGCUGGGAAAGUCAUUGAACCAGGUUCGGUCAGGGUGGUGCGGGGAGAGGGAAUGCCGCAGUACCGAAACCCUUUUGAGAAGGGAGAUCUGUUCAUCAAGUUUGAUGUCCAGUUUCCAGACAACAACUGGAUCAGUCCUGAGAAACUUACGGAGCUGGAGGACAUGUUGCCCUCCCGGUCAGAGCCACCCAUCAUCAGCGGGGACACGGAGGAAGUCGACCUGCAGGAUUACGACGUCAGCCAAAGCUCAACAUCGGGCGGCCGCAGAGAGGCCUACAACGACAGCUCAGACGAAGAGAGCGGCCACCACGGGCCGGGAGUGCAGUGUGCCCACCAGUAAUCUUAUAUUCUCUAACACAUUUAUGUAUACAUGCAUAUGACCACAUGGGGACAAAACAUAAAGGCUGCAGAGAAAACGAGGAGUUUGUUCAGACUGAGAAGAAACCAGUAGCUCCACAGACACAGAUCCAGUACGUCAUAUUGACUCAUGCACCUCAAAUUGAUUAUUAACUUAAGUGCUUGAAUCAUGUAGAUCUUUGUCUGAGGAACUCACACUGGGGCAGCCAGACUUAUUACACUGCACCUAAAUUACAUUUAGACACCCAAGACUUCAGGUAGCUGUCAUAGUUAAGAUUUAUUAAAACAAAUUGUUGCCCCAGUGGAGACCACGCUAUGCAGGACCAUGACCUCCUCCAACUCCAGCCUCUUCUUGCUGUCACCCCUGUCUAUUAUGUCCAGUCCUCUGAAAUGGGAGCUUCAGAUCUGAUGGAGAAAGGAAUAUUUGCUGAGUGUGCGACUUGCAUUUUGUUUCCAUAGUAUUUACAUUAAUUUAAAUAAAACUAACUAGUGUCCAUACAGAGGCAAAGAAGCUGAACAAUGUGACAUAAUGGGUUCUUCAGCUUGUUCUUUCAUGGACUCAUCCACUCAGCACCAUUUGUAGAGUUUCUGAUUUUUACACCUUUAUUUUUCUUUACAGAAUUUUACUUUUUUUCCUUUACAUUUUAAUUGAAGAACAUUGGUUGUGUAUUUCAUUGAAGUGGUUGUUGAUAAGGUUCAUCAGCCGCUAUAUUCUGAGCUGUGAUUUUUAAAAAAGAGAAAACUGUUAGUGAAAUAAGGAAAAAAAAAAAGCAAACUUAUAUAGUCUGUAUCUGUGCUGAGACCAUGUGCAUGUAAAAAGCUUUGGUUCCUGCACUUACCAAACAUAAAAUAAAGCCGCACUCUUCUUAAGAAAUGUCUAUGAAGUUGUUGAAUAAAUUGUUGAAAUAUCAA